GAUUAUUUGCUCCAAUAUUUGAUGAGGAUCGGCUAGCUAUUUGUCACCUACCGCCAAAAAGUACCAUUAGUUUUCUCAACGAUAAUGUGGAGCCUCGCAGACUACGCUGGUAUCCUAUUAGUCUUCGCAAUGGCAGUGAAUACGAAAUUCAUAUCAGGUCCAUGCUCUGCGUUUUCCUGUCAAAAUGGAGGAACAUGUUAUCCUGGACCAAAUUCCACCCAUUGGUGCAGAUGCACACCAUCUUACAAAGGUGACACUUGCCAGACGCCAUCAUGUAGCAAACGAUGUCAGAACGGUGGUACAUGCCUUACGCAUGACGAUGGUACAUCCAGCUGCAAAUGUCGACUAGGGUUUGCUGGCGAUCUUUGCGAGCAGGUGCUGGAUAGUGUGUGUCAACGGGAAUCGCCUUGUGGAAGUCAUGGUGAAUGCGUGUGUUCCACAAGUCUGGAGGAUUACGAAUGCAUCUGUGCUGAAGGUUGGAUUGGGCCAAAAUGCAGCGAGAAAGACCCAUGUCCAAGGGAUUACUGUCACCACGAAGGCAAAUGCAAAGCGAAUGGUACCGAAUUUUUCUGCGACUGUCCACGCGGCUACCAUGGCAAAAGAUGUGAACUAGACGUGAACGAAUGUGACCUAUCUCCAUGUGCAUUUGGAAGAUGUGUGAACACGAUGGGCUCGUAUCGGUGUGAAUGCGAUGCUGGUUUCAUCGGAAGUGACUGUCAAGUGUAUCGAAGUGGUUUCGAAUGCACUCCAGCUGGUCCGAAUGCUUGUAGAAAUGGUGGAUUUUGUUUGGUAGAGAAAAACAACAACACAUGUGUUUGCCCUCCGAUGUAUCAAGGACUUUACUGCGAGAAAGACGUUGACGAAUGCGCGGUCUCAAAUUCUUGCCAGAAUGGAGGUACAUGCAUCAACACCGAUGGAGGCUUUCUCUGCUUAUGUACCGCUGCUUUCGAAGGAGAAACAUGCAGCAUAAAUAAGGAUGACUGUCUUCACAAUAAAUGUGAAGCUGGUGCUACAUGUGUAGAUUUGACAGGAUCCUACCGAUGUGAAUGCCCUCCAGGACGGACUGGAUCUUUUUGUCAAUAUAAUGAUCCAUGUGUCAAUAUGCCCUGUCUUAACGGAAGAUGUAUUGGCGAUCCAGCGACUGGCAACUACACAUGUGCAUGUGAUCACGGUUAUACGGGAUUAUACUGCGAUCAGGACAUCGAUGAAUGUGCCGAAUGGGGCGAAGCGAUUUGCUACAACGGUGCCACUUGCGUUAAUGUUGCUGGUGGAUACACUUGUGAAUGUCCAGCAGGAGUAACUGGUGCUUCGUGUGAUACGCUGAUGGAGAUGUGCGAUCCCAAUCCGUGUUUGAACAAUGGAAUCUGUGUGGAUCGCUUAAAUCAUUUCGAGUGUUCCUGCGCUGAAGGUUUUACUGGACCAACAUGUGCAGAAAAAUGCCCAUUGGGUGAACGGUGCUCGUGUCUUGCGAAUGGAUGUCAAAAUGGCGGCCAGUGCAGAAAUAAUGGAUGUGAAUGCCCCACGGGCUUUGCUGGAGAAUUCUGCGAGAAAAAGCUGAGCGCAUGUGAGAUGACCAAGUGCCCAUUCGGUCAAAUAUGUGUGGAAAACAACAAAACAAAGGCUGUAAGCUGUGAGUGCCCUCCUGGUUUUACCGGAUUUGAUUGUCAAAGGGAAAUUGACGAGUGCACCGCUAAUCCUUGCCAACAUGGUGGUACAUGCUCGGAUAAAGUCAAUGACUAUCAUUGCAGCUGCUCAAGCGGGUAUAGUGGGAAAAACUGUGAGAAGAUCGUCGACCAUUGUGCAGCGAAUCCUUGUCUCAACAACGGACAAUGUAUCAAUGCCGCUCGCGCCAGCAUUUGUCACUGUACCGCUGCCUUCUUUGGAGAGAAAUGCCAGUACAAGAGGAAGCCUUGUUCUCGCAAUCGAUGCGAUAAUGGAGCAACAUGUAGACCAACCGCGAACUACAGAAAUUACACUUGCGAGUGCAAACCUGGGUUCGAGGGCAAAUUUUGCGAAAUUGAUAUUGACGAAUGUAAAGACCAACCCUGCAGAAACGGUGGAGUAUGUCGCAAUACUCAUGGAAGCUAUAACUGCAUUUGUCCAGAAGGCUAUACCGGAAAGAAUUGUUUGGAAAACAUUGACGAUUGUGCCAAGAAUCCAUGUCUGAACAACGGCACUUGCUUCGAUGAGCUGGCAAAUUUCCGAUGCGUCUGUCAACCUGGCUUCACAGGCAGAACCUGUGGUGUCGACAUUGAUGACUGCGCUUCAAAUCCAUGUCUAAAUGGCGCCACAUGUGUCGAUGGAAUAAAUCGCUACGAAUGUCUGUGCAAGCGAGGAUUCAGCGGCCGGGACUGCCAUUUUAACGACGACGAUUGCAGGCCUGGACUCUGCCUGAAUGGUGGUAGAUGCAUCGAUGGGAUGGAUGAUUACAAAUGUGAAUGCCCUCGCGGUUAUACCGGUAGAAAUUGUCAAGUUUUUGUGGACCUCGACAAAUUCAACGAAACAGACAGGAUGGAACGUAAUCUUUGCGCCCUUGCCGGUUGCACUUCCAAGGCCGGUAAUGGCAAAUGCGAUUCUGAAUGUAACUUCUACGCUUGUGGUUUCGACGGUGGUGACUGUUCGGCACGAGAGCCAGACCCCUUUGCAAACUGCAGUGCCGCCAGCUACUGCGCCCAUGUGUUCAAGGAUGGACGAUGUGACUCUAUUUGUAACAAUGAAGCGUGCCUAUUUGAUGGAUUCGACUGCGUUCCGACCACUCCCCGUUGCCCUCCACAGGUUGUGGAUUACUGUCGCUCACACUACGCUGACGGAGUUUGCGACAACCAGUGCGAUCUGCCCGGAUGCGCAUUUGAUGGCGGCGAUUGCUCCACAGAGAAACAUACUUCGCUUUCUGGUGACAUAUCCUUAGUCGUCCUAACUACUCCCGAAGAAUUUGCAAGGAAUGUGGGAAUGUUCCUCCUCACUCUGAGUCAAAAACUUCGUGCGUCAGUUCGAAUUAAGACCGACGACGAUGGACCACUUGUUUUUCACUGGAAUGGCAAACCGUCUCCCAAGCGAAUCGCUCUCCCCAAAGAUCAGCGUUUGUUCGUACAAUUCGGAGGCGAAAUUCGUCUGAAACGUUCUGUUUCGAAUGUCGGUGUGCUGGUCUGGAUUGAAGUCGACGUUUCUGGCUGUCACGGGGAUUGUUUUAGUAACGUGGAUACUGUUGCGAACUAUCUUGGAGCAGCUAGUGCUAAGAAGGAUUUGUCGGAAAUGGGCAUGCCCAUCUACGAAGCGAUCGCUCGACAUCCAAAUUCUACCGUACCCCUUCCGCAUUCCGACGGAUAUUGGGCAUUCAUCAUCGGCUGUUUCGCUAUUUUAAUUGUCAUCGCUUCUGUGUUUGUGCUACAGCAAAGAACAAGAAAGCGUCGCACUAUCAAAGCUCCUUGCUGGAUUCCUCCCACCGAAGCUCAGAAUAAACUUGCUUCCCUGUCACAAAGUGAACAAAUGUUGCGAGCUGGAUUCUACUCCGACCAUCUCUUUGGAUCAAAACGUCCGCGACUGGAUAAUUUAAAUUUCUACGAUUCCGACCCCUUCACUACCUUGCACUCAAACAAAUAUCCCAGAGUGGAACUGAAGCCCACCAAAAAAGUCCACCCACCGCCAACACUUCUUCACGAACAAGCCUCGUCCAGCACACCUAUCGAAGUCGAGCAGUCCACAGUAAAUGUGCGUGGUCCUUUCGGAAGGACAGCGCUGAUGAUGCUGUGCGACAAUUCAGAAAAGACCGAGACUCAGCUGGUUGAAGAGGCGAAAAAGAUCUGUAACGCUGGUGGAGAUCUCAAUUUGCAGGAUGAUGAUGAGGAGACUGCAAUAUUCAUAGCUGUUCGGAGAGGUCGACUAGCUCUUGUAAAGCAGCUUUUGGAGAUGGGUGCUGAUCCCACGAUUAUGAAUAGGAACGAUUCCACGUGUUUGCAUGAAGCUGCAGCCAAUUGCAAUUUGAGAAUGGUCGAAGAGCUCCUAAAACAUAAUUCUGUAGUCAAAGAGAUUGAUGUCUGCGACAACAACGAUCGCACUCCUCUUAUGAGAUGCGCUGCAAAUGACACUGUAGAUCAUCAAGUGGCAUCACUUUUAAUUCGAAUGGGGGCCGAUCCAUCAUAUCCUGGAGACAAGAGCGCUCUAUCCUAUAACGGACGUACCGCACUGCAUUAUGCUGCACAAGUGAACAACGUUCAAAUGAUAGAAUUUCUCAUAAGUAAAGACGCGAACAAGGAUGCGCAAGACCUGGAGGAUCGAACUCCGCUGUUUCUUGCUGCAUCCCAUGGGCAUGUCGAGGCAGUGCAAGCGCUCGUCAAAGCUGGAGCAUCUCUGGAAAUAACUGAUCAGAAGGAUCGCACUCCUUACAAAGUAGCAGAGGAGAAUGAGUUCAGAAAUGUUUUGGAGGUUCUGGAUUCCGAAGAGAACAAAACUAGUGUCCCGCUGCAUAUGGCCAUAGGAAAAAACUCCGUAAAAAACAGCAACCGUCAGGUUAAGCGGAUUCCUGUCAAGCGGAAGCCACAGCCGCUAACACCACCACAUUCUGAUGGCUGUGGAUCGACACCUUCGCCUCACACUACAACGUACGGUCCUUCGUCGAGACCCACAGCCUCAGUUUUAGACUCGCCUUCCAGCGAUCGUACAAGUAGCGGAAAUGAUGGAUUUUCUCCUGGUUCACUACCCAUGACACACCCUUCCUACUGGACCUCAGAUGUCUCUCAUCAAUCCCCGCCAUAUGAGGGCACUGAGUUAGGAGUUUGUUCAUACUACGGAAAUUAUGCCAUGCAAAACUCAUCCUAUGCUCAUACUUUCUCUGCCACCGCCUAUCCUUCAUGUCAGUAUUCAGAAAGAUCCGCUUAUUAUGCGAAUCAGGUCUAAUCUGCCAAUUCAAUAUAAUCUUGUGUAGCUUCUGCGUGGUUAUCCCAAACCCUUGUUGACGGCUGAUGAAAUGAUCAGCCACCUAGUUCGACCAAUGAUUUCAGAGUCGGUUUUGUUGUUUCUUGCAGAAGGACAAAAAAUCGCUUUCUACAUAGCUCUUUGUAUCAUUUACCAGGGUGCCAAUUCCAUGAAAACAAAUUUUUUUGCUAAAUAAUGAAUUGUCGUUUAUGUACAUAUAUGCUCAUACUCGCCACUGUGGAGAGCUGUCUUUAUGCUAGUGUCCUAAACCUGUG
Molecule: messenger RNA, 5186 nt
Organism: Cylicocyclus nassatus
Lineage: Eukaryota; Metazoa; Nematoda; Chromadorea; Rhabditida; Strongylidae
Source: the annotation of a GenBank genome assembly